AUUAUUCAUGGGAUUUUCCAGUUACGUUAUUCAUUUUACGUCAAGAGCCAAUGAGAGAAAGACACGAAUUUUUAUUUAUUUCGCCUCUUUCCAUUACAUCUCAAUCCGAAUGGGCAGUCUAAAAAAAAAACCGGAACACGGCUAAACAUUGACGAGCUUUUCUAACUGAUAUCUUUCCGACACAACUAGCUACUAUCACCAGCUACUUUCGCCGAAGCAACCGCAUAUUAUUGUCAUUCUAUUUUAGAGAUGAGGAUUUGUUCGGGUCAACUGGUUGUUGCGUUAACUCUUUUUCUGACCAAUUGUGCUUCUUCAGAAUUGCAAAACGUUGUUUCAGGUGAUGGAGUAACUAUAACUCGUGAAGCAAAUUUAACAAUGCAAGUCGAAGAAUUAACAAAAAGUUUAGAAGAAACCAAAUCGCAUUUCAUCAAGGAACUCGCAAAUCGUACAGCUGUAUUUGAGGACGUCGUUGAAAAAUUGAACACAAAGUUGCAAGAAACACAGCAAGAAUUAUUGGCUAACAUCGAAACCAAAUUUGCGAAAGAGCUGAACGCCAUUAGAGAAGAGGCCUCCCGACGUAUGAAAUCGGAGUCCAAAGUGAUAGUUGAAAACACAUCAUCGAUGAUUAAACAUUUCUCAGAAAAUGUGAUUCAAUCAGCGGCAUCAUCUCGCGAUGCAAUUGAGAGUUUGAAAUGGGAACUAAAAGAAAUCAAAAAGGAUUUUAAUGCAACUUCUCAGAUAUUAUCAAAUAAAAUCAAAGUCACCGAAGAAACUCUAACAGAGACUAAGCAGGAGUUACUGAAUACCAAAAUUGAGUUGGAGAACACGAGGACCAAUCUGAGCAAAACCAUCGACGAUUUAUUAACAAAAUUAAAUUCGACCAAAGCAGAAUUGGGAGAGCCGGAAAGCAGCGCCAGAUAUUCGACAUCGGAAAUUGAUGAUGAAACGAGUUACCUAGUUGACUUUAGUCAAAUGCCAACAUCCUGUAUAGAUCUGAAGCGAAUGGGACAACAAAUCAAUGGAAUAUUUUUAGUGAAAGGAUCAAAGAAUUUGGAAACGGUCUACUGCAACUUUCACUCUAAAACCGGAAAUGGAACGCAAAAAUGGAUCGGAUACGCCGACGUCAAAUCAGUGCCCGUCCAUUUCUACGUCCAGAAAAAUUCCACGUUCGACACAACUAGAACUCCGAUUCCGUUCGAUUCGGCCCUGGUGAACGAAGGGAAUGCCAUGAAUUUGACAUCGGGGAAAUUCACGGCACCACGACCAGGAACUUAUUUCUUCUCUUUCACGGGGGCCGCCGUGUUUCCGACUUCAUCAUCUUCUGUUUGGUUAGGAGUUGUGCUUUAUUUGAACGGGGUCAAAAGCGGGAUGGGCCAUGUUGAAGAGGCAAACACAGUCGAUAAUCAGUCGAGUCCGUUUAACCUCCAGUCAACGCUGAACUUGAAAUCGGGCGAUGAAGUUUGGGUGCAGAUUGAUUACAGGGCGCAUGAGGCGUCGCUGUUUGGUAACGCAGACUACGGUACUCAUUUCACUGGUUUCAUGUUGGAGGAGGAAAUUAUCGCCUCCCUUUGAGAAUUCGUGUAAAAAGGUUAUCCAAAAAUGAGAAUGACCACUGACAAAUGACUCAAAAAAGAAUUUAUUUCAUUGG
Molecule: messenger RNA, 1648 nt
Organism: Daphnia pulicaria
Lineage: Eukaryota; Metazoa; Arthropoda; Branchiopoda; Diplostraca; Daphniidae
Exons: 11
Coding region: 250-1572 (440 amino acids)
Molecular function (GO): protein binding
Source: RefSeq, a predicted model, not a curated record